AUUGGCUGUCGCUGGCCGUCGCUCAAACGCCCUCCCGGUAGAUGGUGUGAGGUGGAGAACUGGAGAGCUCGGGAGCCGACGCUGGGGUGAAGGUCAUGUCGCCUCCUGGGAAAGUUCCCCGGAAAGAAAACCUGGGGCUCCAGUGUGAGUGGGGGUCCUGCUCCUUUGUGUGCUCAGCCAUGGAGGAGUUCUGUGAGCACGUCACCCAGCACCUGCAGCAGCAUCUGCAUGGCCCUGGGGAGGAGGAGGGAGAGGAGGAAGAGGAUGACCCCCUUGAGGAAGAAUUCUCCUGCUUGUGGCAGGAAUGUGGCUUUUGCUCUCUGGACAGUUCUGCUGACCUCAUCCGCCAUGUCUACUUCCACUGCUACCACACCAAGCUGAAACAGUGGGGGCUGCAGGCCUUGCAAAACCAGGCUGACCUCAGCCCCUGCAUCCUGGACUUCCAGAGCCGGAACGUCAUUCCUGACAUCCCUGACCACUUCCUGUGUCUAUGGGAACAUUGUGAGAGCUCCUUCGACAAUCCCGAGUGGUUCUAUCGGCAUGUGGAAGCACACAGCCUGUGCUGUGAAAACCAAGCAGUCGGCAAGGACAAUCACGUGGUGCUGUGUGGCUGGAAAGGCUGUACCUGUACCUUCAAGGACCGCUGUAAGCUUCGAGAACACCUCCGUAGCCACACCCAGGAGAAGGUGGUGGCCUGCCCCACCUGCGGGGGCAUGUUUGCCAACAAUACCAAGUUCUUAGAUCACAUCCGUCGCCAGACCUCAUUGGAUCAGCAGCGCUUCCAGUGUUCUCACUGUUCCAAGAGAUUUGCCACAGAGCGGCUAUUGAGGGACCACAUGCGCAACCAUGUGAAUCACUAUAAGUGCCCUCUGUGUGACAUGACCUGCCCGCUGCCUUCCUCUCUCCGCAAUCACAUGCGCUUUCGCCACAGUGAGGACCGGCCUUUUAAAUGUGAUUGUUGUGACUACAGCUGCAAGAAUCUGAUUGACCUGCGAAAGCACCUGGACACCCACAGCAAGGAGCCAGCCUACAGGUGUGAUUUUGAGAACUGCAGCUUCAGUGCCCGGUCCCUCUGCUCUAUCAAGUCCCAUUACCGCAAAGUGCAUGAAGGAGACUCAGAGCCAAGGUACAAAUGUCAUGUGUGUGACAAAUGUUUUACUCGUGGCAACAACCUCACUGUGCACCUUCGCAAGAAGCACCAGUUCAAGUGGCCCUCAGGACACCCCCGUUUUCGGUACAAGGAACAUGAAGAUGGCUACAUGCGGCUGCAGCUGGUUCGCUAUGAAAGUGUAGAGCUGACACAGCAACUACUGAGGCAGCCCCAAGAGGGAUCAGGCCUGGGAGCAUCACUGAAUGAGAGCAGUCUGCAGGGCAUCAUUCUUGAAACAGUGCUGGAGGAGCCAGGACUUAAGGAAGAAGUGGAAGACCAGGGUGGGGGCAGCGAGGGGACAGCCCUCUCAGCCUCUCAGGACACCCCCAGCCCUGUCAUCCACGUGGUGAAUCAGACCAAUGCCCAGGGCCAGCGAGAGAUUGUCUACUAUGUGCUGUCAGAAGCCCCAGGAGAGCCCCCCCCAACUCCUGAACCAUCCUCAGUGGGCAUCAUGGAAAAGCUCCAAGGAAUAGCUGAGGAGCCGGAGGUCCAGAUGGUCUGAAUGCUUCAGAGCCUACCCAUUCCUACCCUGGGCCUUAGGGUUUGAGCCAGAAAGGUGGCAGUGUCCCUAGUGGGCAGUCCUUGCCAGUGGAUGCCUUUAGGAGUGGUGCUGAGAGUAGUGUGGUCCCAUCUGGCCCAGGCUUGCAUCAUUUUGCAGACUAAGGACUUCAUUUUUUUUGCCACACUGAAUUUUAUAGGGCAUCCUGGGGAGUUUGGAUUCUUUGAGGGGAUCCUGGAUGGGUGUGUUCUUUACAGCAGCUGUUAUCAGGCUUAACCAUGAGCCCUUCAACAUGCUGGACCUUGAUUAAAAUCCUUAGCUCACAUCCAUUCCCAUAUUUAGGACUCCUUAGGCCCAUGGAUGGUGAGUGAGUGGUCCUACAUGGACCCUUUCCUCACCAUCAGCUAAAACAUUGAGAUCCAGGCAGCCAUUUUCCUCUUAAAAGUUCCUCCUACACCCCAGGGACAUUUGUGGUUAUCCUCAGGGACAGGAUUGGAGGCACUGAGUAUGUGACACUUGCUUUUGAUAAUAAAAGAAACACUUGGGCUGUUA
This is a messenger RNA of Marmota monax (woodchuck), 2201 nucleotides long. It is a transcript of the gene Hinfp, whose product is annotated as histone H4 transcription factor. Bases 96 to 1652 code for a protein of 518 amino acids. The record is from RefSeq and is a predicted model, not a curated record. The transcript is spliced from 10 exons. NCBI's taxonomy places the organism in Eukaryota, Metazoa, Chordata, Mammalia, Rodentia, Sciuridae. Gene Ontology annotation, molecular function: RNA polymerase II cis-regulatory region sequence-specific DNA binding; DNA-binding transcription factor activity, RNA polymerase II-specific. Gene Ontology annotation, biological process: anatomical structure development; regulation of transcription by RNA polymerase II.